GCCACAAUAGUUGACAAUCCCGACUUUGACCCGGCCAUAUACGCCGACAAGCUCGAUCAUGCUCUAAAGGCUAGCGACAAAGACGCCAUCGUCAAAUUGCUGACGUCGAUUAGCAAUAAUCAGCGUCAAAUGGUCAGUUAUGCAUGGACAAAAGGCCUUGGCACAGACGAAGCAGUGUUGAUUGAAAUACUCUGUUCUCGCACUCCUGACCAAUUGACCGCUAUUCGAGCUGCUUACCAGAAUGAAUAUAAGACACCAUUGGAAAAAGAUAUAGCAGACGACACAUCUGGAGAAUUCAAAGAUUUGCUGGUGGCACUUGCUACAGGAAGCAAGGACAACGGUCGUGAGACCAAUGACGAGCAGGCUAAAGAAGGUAAGCUAGCUGGCAAAGGUGCACAAUCGCACCUCUUCACCAUACUUACUUCUCAGAAUCAAUAUCAGCUGAAGAAGGUAUUUGACGAAUUUGCUAGACUCUCCGGGGCCACCAUCGAGAAAGCGAUUGAAAAAGAGUUCAGCGGUGAUGUGCAAAAGAGC
Messenger RNA from Cylicostephanus goldi, 534 nucleotides. The record is from the annotation of a GenBank genome assembly. NCBI's taxonomy places the organism in Eukaryota, Metazoa, Nematoda, Chromadorea, Rhabditida, Strongylidae.